CAAACCAAUUUCGUUGCCUGUUUUCAAAAAGAAUAUCUCACGCUGAACGAGGGUUUGUCUUUCAAUUCUUUCUGAACUAAGAAAAAAAACAAACAACUCCUCCAACAAGUUUCUUGAUUGGUAUCGUAUCCUUUCUGUUGGUGGCGGGAGGUCAAUGGCGAGCUUUCACGUGGUGCGGGUCAGAGUGAGCUGGACGGCUCUUUUGGCUCUGGCCCAUUUCAUCUACCUGCUGGCUGGAGCCACCAUCUUCCGAAUACUGGAGCGAGAGGCCGAAAACUACAAUCGAAACCAUUUUCUGAUGGAGAAGUUGAAUUUCUUAGCAAAUUACACCUGCUUGGAUGGAGACGCCUUGGAGUACUUUGUUAAGGUAAUUUUAUAUGCCAAGAAAAAUGGAGUAAAUCCUUCAGGAAACUCCACAAACCCCAGUAACUGGGACUUCAGCAGCUCCUUCUUCUUUGCAAGCACAGUCAUCACAACUAUCGGCUAUGGAAACCUCUCCCCAAGCACUGUGUCUGGCCAGGUGUUUUGUGUGUUUUAUGCUUUCUGUGGGAUUCCCCUGAACCUGGGCUUCUACUUCGCCUUCAUUACCCUCAGCACCAUUGGCUUUGGAGAUUAUGUGGUGGGUACCAACCCUGGAAAGACCUACAUCUAUCUGUACCGCAGUGUUGCAGGCAUUUGGGUCAUCUUUGGCCUCGCUUGGCUCGCUCUCAUCUUCAACAUGGCAGCUAGUAUAAUGGAGCAUGUGCUGGACCAGACUUACCCGAGCCUCAGGAAACAAAGGGAGGCAGAGAACAUGCCAUCCAGUGAAAUAGAAGCCACAUCAAAGAUCUGAAAAUGGACUGCAGAUAGCACCAUAUACAGUGCGUAAAAUAUAUUUAGCGAGACUGUGCUAAAAUAGACGAAGCAGGAUGACUUCUACCUCAUUCAGGCCGCACGAUUGGUGCUUUAAAUAUUUGCGUUGAACUGUCAUAAAAUGCAAACAGUUCACACAAAUAACACUGUUCUAAUUAACUCUAAUUAUUCUCACUGAGAGCAAAAUGUUUUACAUAUUAUAUACAAAGUGUGCUCAGAAAGUUAUGAGAACAGGUUGACAGAAGUGGGGAAAAAAUCAAAAGCCUGACUUCAUUUAAAUGUGGCCAAUCUCCCAUUCAGCACUAUUUUCUCAUGCACCUCUGGACAGAUUUUAGAUCUCAUUGCAGAAGUCUUCUCAUUUCCCUUUUCCCCUUUAUUUCGUGAUCUCCUCCAGUUUGUCAAAAUCAUUUAACUUAAUGGAAAAUCUGGCAAGUGAGUCAGUUGGCAUCUUAAGAUUGUGCAGGUGUUCUUGCACACAGUUCAGGUUGUUUUUGUCACAUUUCCUCCCUCACAAUACUUGGGAUGUUCUUCCAGAACUCUGCACUGAUGGGUCCAACCUGAGGGGAACAUUCAUGCUGUAAAACACUAGAGGCAGUGUGAAUGUGGUAACAAUGCCAUGAUAUUUCAUACUGCACUCAUGGUAGCUCCCAAGUCCCUACUGGUUCAGCUCACAUUUUUGCCCAUGUUAUUCCCCGUGUUGGUAUCAGUAUAGGUUAACAUCCCUCCUAUUAGCUUCAGCUCUGAAAUCUCCAGGAGUACCACCAGUGUGAUUGGUUGGUAAUGGUUCUCCAAGAACUGACUGCCAUUAAAAAAAUAAAACAAAUGUAAGUAUGUGACUUGCAAAAUAAAAAGUAGCCAUUCUUCAGAAACACAAGUUAAGAAGAUCAACUUUUUUAGUGUUAGUCAUAAAACAAUUAAAGGCGCUGCCAUAAUGAGCUGCCUCUCAGCAUUAGAGCCUUUCUUGUUUUGUAAACAUUAUUUCAACAUUUUCUUAGAUGAUCUAGUAGAGAAUGUGUUUACUCAGGUGGAAAUCAUGUUUUCUGCUAUACGUUUGUGUAUUUUAUUAACUCGUGUGUGUGUGUGUUUCUCUAAGAGCACGUCUGCAUUUGUGUAGUGAUGGAAAAUUCAGGUGAAUUGAAUGCAGAGGGCUAUCUUAGACAAACACAUUAAUCAAAAUGGUGAAGUGAGCUGUAAAAAAAGGAGGAUGGCUUUUACCAGUCUCACUUUUUAGUUUGUUUUAAAUCCAUUCAACACUGAAUAUAUAUAUAUAGCUGAGUAUGUGAAGCGUAUGACUACACUACCUGUGUUUUAUUUAACAGUUU
Messenger RNA from Neolamprologus brichardi, 2174 nucleotides. Lineage: Eukaryota; Metazoa; Chordata; Actinopteri; Cichliformes; Cichlidae. The record is from RefSeq and is a predicted model, not a curated record.